Messenger RNA from Lontra canadensis (Northern American river otter), 824 nucleotides. Its product is annotated as serine/arginine repetitive matrix protein 3-like. Bases 147 to 689 code for a protein of 180 amino acids. The transcript is spliced from 2 exons. The record is from RefSeq and is a predicted model, not a curated record. NCBI's taxonomy places the organism in Eukaryota, Metazoa, Chordata, Mammalia, Carnivora, Mustelidae.
GCCCCGCACCCGCCUCCCUCCUUUUCUUCCACCCUCCUUUCAGGAAAAAACGGCGGUUGAGCCGCGGCGGUCUCCAACGGCGGGCGGGAAGCGGAGGGGCGAGGAGCCGGGGAGCUAGGGAAGGAGGGACUGCAGGGAGGAGGAGGAUGAAAGGGAGGAGGAGGGGAGCCCAGCCCAGCCGGAGCCAUCUCCAUCGAGAACAAAAUGGCGGCGCUGGCGGAGGGCCAACUGUGAGGCGGGGCCGCGGCCAUUCCCCCUCCGCCCCCACCCUCGCGCCGGCCGGGCCGGUCAGGGGGAGCCCGCUCGCUUCGCCCGGCCGCGGGCGGGGAGGGGAGGGGAGCGGCCCGGCCCACUAUGCAAAGCGUCCGGCGCCGCCGCCGCCGCCCCGUGGCAAAGGUAAAAGGGUCGGGUUCAGCCGCCGUCGCGGCGGCUCCAUGUCCGCGCGCCAGGCCCGCCCCCUCCGCCGCCGGCCCGAGCCCGCCCCGGCCCCUUUUCAAUUUUACCUCAGGAUUUGGCGCCAAAGCAGCCUCGAAGCAGGUCCCGUGUCUGCGGCGGGCGGCCCCCGACGCGGAGGGCAGGGCGCGGGGAGGCCGGGCUCCCGGCGUUGGCGGAUGGCGGGAGCCCGGGGGCCGCGGGCUCGCGGGGCAGCAGGCGAGAGACGAGACGCCGAGAUGGGGAAACAGGCCUAAAGGAAUGGACGUAUCUACUGAAGGUCAAGUCCCUAAUUAGUUGAAGAGAGGGUAAGAACUUGGAUCUCUUGGCAAAUACUCUGAAGGUCAAUGAGUUUCACUGCAGGAAAAGGAGGCCACCACCAGCCUGGGAUU